Molecule: messenger RNA, 1934 nt
Organism: Nelumbo nucifera (sacred lotus)
Lineage: Eukaryota; Viridiplantae; Streptophyta; Magnoliopsida; Proteales; Nelumbonaceae
Source: RefSeq, a predicted model, not a curated record
CUUAAUGAAGAAGAGCAUCUUCUUGCAGUGACGUGCACUGAACAAAUAAUAUAGCCCAGCUAAGAAGAAAUGGCCACCGACAUGGAUCAAACAUACUGUGAUUGGUCUCGCUCAGAACUGCCGGCCGACCGGAGCGAUAGCGAUUCUCAGGAAGCAUCAAUCUCUGAAAUGUUGGAUCAUGGUUCAAUUUCUUUUGGAAGAUAUUCUGUUGAGUCACUGGCAUGGGAAAAAUGGUCAGUGUUCUCUCAUAACAAAUGCCAGGAGGAGCUGGAAAAAUUCAAGGCCCCUGGUCUAGUUGCCCGCAAGAAGGCCCACUUUGAAGAAUAUUACAGAAGAAUAAGAACACUGAAGAAGUUGCAGGUUGAGCAAGAGACAAACCUUGCUGCUGAUCCUUUCAGCAAUGGUGCUUUUCUUGAACAGAAGGAUGAACAGGGUCCCAAAUGGCAACAAAAUAGUGUUGAUUCUACCACAGAAGAAGAGGGAAUGAACCCCAGAAAUGAUCCCGUGGCUCAUUUCUUAGAGGGGGAAUCAGCUUUGACUUGUGAAAACGAUGGUCACAAUGUGAUCUCGGAGAGAAACCUUGAGGCCUCUGUAUCUAUUGUAGAACCUAGCGCAUCUGCACAAGAGGUUGCACCAGAACAUUCAGAGUCAACAAGUAGGUGGUCCUUAGAAGAUGCAUGCUCAGACAACAUUAUCUCCAACAAUGUGGAGCUAAAUUUCAAGAAAGGAGAAGUUCAUAAAGCUGCAGCAAAAGCUAAGGAGACUGCUGCUUCAGCAAGAAGAAAAACAAAAUUGGACAGCAGCACAAAGGCAAAUGCAAACAAACCAUUUGACAGGCUCAGAAGUCUUCUCCACAAGGCAGUUAGUGUGGAGGCUGAGAAAAAGCUCGUUUCAAGCAAAGUGGCAACUGCUAGGGUUAACAUCAACAAUACCUCCAUGUCUUCACAAAAACCACUUGCUAGAGUAGAUAAUACCAGGGUUACAAGUAGCAACGACUCUGCCCCAGUGCCUUCACACAGAUCACUUGGAAUGGAUAAAGGGGGACACUCUUCGCCUUCCAAUGUUAAAGAUGGGACUCGUGGUGGUAAUCUCAUUUCAAAAUCCUUAGAGGAAAAAUUGCCAUCAAAGUCUUCAGUUCAUGCACAAAGGUCAUCAUGUGCUCAGAGCAACUCAAAGAAGAUUGCUGUGACUGGUAGUGGUGUCCAAAAUAUGACUUUAGAGAACAGGGAACCUAAAGCUGCUAGAGUAAAGUCAUCAGGAAUUGGUAACAAAUCUGUAAUUCCAAAGGGAAGAAAUACUAAUAACCAGAGGCCUAAAACCAUAACUGAAAACAGAACUUCUGGCAUAUGUAUACCCAGGUUUACAAACAAUUCUGCACAGACUAAAACAGUUCAAAACAAUGUAGUCAAGCCUAGUGCCAGAAGUAGUGUCCGUGAAGAGAAAGAGAAAAUGGGAAGAGAGGAAAUGGAUAGGAUAGGAUUCAGUUCAAGGUUUUCUUCCUUAGUUCUUAAUGGUGUCUCACAUGCUCAAGCUCCAAAGUUAGAGCAUAAGAAGGUUGUGCCAUCACAAUCUGCUAGUCUAACACUCGGUGGGAAAAAUGCAAGGCAGCGAAAGCCAAUCUGGAGAUGACUGUGGAAAAUAGAAAAUUCAGGUCAGUAUUGGUGGCAUUGGAUCGGGGCAUCUGCAUAAAGAAGUUGCUCAGCAUCCUUGAAAAUAGUGAUAUUGUCAUGCAUUUACAUCACAAAAAAUAGUUACAUGGUUGUUUGCAUAGAAGCAAAAAGAAAGCAUCAACAGGGAGGAUAAUGCAAUUGUUUGUCCUCACAAUUGUAUCUUAUGUUGCAGCUCCAAAAUGAUUUAAUCAUUCCAAUUUAGGUUUACAUACUGUGGAGAACCUAUUAUAUAUAUAGGAGUUUCAGUAUCGUCUUAAAUGGUUA